This is a messenger RNA of Oncorhynchus mykiss (rainbow trout), 2314 nucleotides long. RefSeq names its product cytohesin-interacting protein. Lineage: Eukaryota; Metazoa; Chordata; Actinopteri; Salmoniformes; Salmonidae. Gene Ontology annotation, molecular function: protein binding. The record is from RefSeq and is a predicted model, not a curated record.
GCUCAGGUUGACUCCAACCCAUUCGGAAAACAGAAACUGGAGUGAGUGGAAGCAGGUGCUGAUGCUAGUCUAGACCACAGAGGUGGCAGUUUUUCAUGCAUUGCUGAUUUCUGACAGACCAUAAAUCAAAUCGUACAGACUGCACAAAAAAAGGGGGCUGUUUGAAAAGAGAGAGAAAAAAAAAGUAUGCCCGAUUUUCCUUUUCCUGGCCACAGCAGAGCAGACAAACGGUACACAAGAAAAAUAAAAAGAGACACAAAAGGGUGGAAAGAAAGUGAGCAAAGGGCUGUGAUCGGCUAACACAGGAGCAUCAUAAUCGCAUGGUGUGGAUUUCCGCUUUGGCACAUUUACUUUAAGCUGCGCAGCAGUGGCAGGGACACACCACAUACACAACACAUGCAUAGUUACUCUACUGUACUAGCUGUACCAGAGCUACACUAUGGCGCUGUGAAGAGGGAGCGAGCUCCACUCCACCAUGCAAUCCACCACGAACUUCAAUGGGCUCCAGCGACAGGGCAGCCAGGACAGUUACAUUAUGGAGGUCUCUCCGCGGAAGAAGGGUCAUCUAUGGUAUCGGGGCUCUCUGAGGGGACGCCAUGACAAACCCAGUCAGAAUGGGGGGACUACUCCCGGGACUCUGCCAAGAGGCUGGAAACAGUCCAACAGAACCCGCUCAAACUCCUUGGUGGAUUACUCGGACCCUCAGCGGACUACUGUCACAAUGCAAAAGCAAGACAAUGAGACGUUUGGAUUUGAAAUUCAGACAUAUGGUGUGCAGCUGAAGAACAGCACUGCGGUGGAGAUGUGCACAUUUGUGUGCAAGGUGCAGGACGAUAGCUCGGCUGAGAGUGCAGGCCUGACCACCGGUGACGUUAUCGUCACCAUCAAUGGGGUCAGCAUUGAGGGGUCGACCCAUCAGCGCAUCGUUGACCUGAUUCGAGAAUCCACCAACUUUUUACAGAUGGAGACGGUGUGUGGGACGGUGGUGAAGAGGAUUGAACUGGAGAAGAAGAUGAGCUUGCUCAAGCAUACCCUGGGAGAGAAAUGGGUGGAGUUGCAAGCACUCACAUUACAGGAAAACCGCCUUACGCAAGGUAACCUGAAUGACAGUUCUCUACACCCCUCUAUGGACUCCCUGAUGUCUCUACUGUCUCCGUCUGGACACAGUGGCCACCGUUUCUCCAGUGACAGUAGCUGCCGGAGUGGGAUGACAGAGGACAGUGUGUUUGGGGACCUGAGCUCUCCCAGCCCCUGCAAUGUGGCCAGUCCAGAUGAUAGCUGCUUCUUCUCCACAGACUUCCCCCAGGAAAUGCCCAGGGCCCUGGCCAGCCUCAGCCGUCCCCAUAGCGAUAGCCUGGCUGGCAGCAGUGGCUCCCUCUCCUCCUCUUCUUGGGACCCCUCCAGAGCCUCCCUUUUCGGGACACUCCCCAGGAAGGCUAGGAGAGCCAGCGUCCGCAAACACAUCCUGAAGUUCAUCCCUGGAUUCAACCACUCAGUGGAGGAGGAGGACACCUGACCUAUGAACGAACACUACAGUAGGUCUGUGUCUGAUGUGAUGUUCAAUACAAACAUUUCCUGCUGAGACUGAAGCAUUGCCAAUAUGGACACCGUGCCCCUGGCUCAGGAGUAGCCACUCAGUGAACAUUAUUGGGAUAAAGAGAAAUAUCCCUUGGACAAAGGCCUUCAGUUAUCUAUAGAUACUGUAUACAUGAUGCACAAUUUUCAUAAUGAGAAAACAGCAUUAAUCCUUAAGGGUAACAAUUAUUUGGAAUAUAGAACACGGGAACUCAGUUCAUGUGUGUGCAGACAGUGCAACAAAGAUUGUGCUUGCCAUUUCCAAAAAUGUUACCAUUGUAUGUAGGGUGAUAACUAUGCAUGAAAAGCCAUGAUUUUCCUCAAUUCAAUAUUUUGCUUGUAUAUAACUUGAGAAGUGUUAUGCUUUGCAUAUUUGAUGCAUGCAAGUCUGUCACCUAAAAAGUGUGAGUUCUUAACCAGGUAGCUAACUUCAUAGUUCAAAACAGGAUGUGGGCAGAGAAGGAGCUACUUUCUUGACUAUUUUUGUACCCAUACCCAAGUUUCAGGUUAUCUACAACUUACUUUCAGUCUUGAUAGUUAUACUACAAAUAAGAACUGUCUUCCCUCUAAUUCAUGGCAUUUUAACAGAGUGCCAUGGAAUGAUACUCGACUGUUUUGAAUGUAUGUUUGCCAUUUGCAUUGAGAUUCAAAAGACAUGUUUAAAAUUCCCUGAAGACAAGUGACUGUAUAAUUUUACACAAAUAAAGUGUAUAGCGACAGUUUAGGAACCAACUAUUUA